Messenger RNA from Nicotiana attenuata, 2008 nucleotides. RefSeq names its product putative F-box/LRR-repeat protein At5g02930. The transcript is spliced from 3 exons. The record is from RefSeq and is a predicted model, not a curated record. Bases 128 to 1873 code for a protein of 581 amino acids. Gene Ontology annotation, molecular function: protein binding. Lineage: Eukaryota; Viridiplantae; Streptophyta; Magnoliopsida; Solanales; Solanaceae.
CCGGCUUAACCUUAAUCCCAUUUCUUUCGUUCUUUUUAGCCCAAUUUUCUAGCGCUGAAGCUGCAAUUUGAAAAGACAAAAACAAAGUAGCCCUAGAAAGAAGAAAUAGUAAGUUGAACCCAAAAUCAUGGCUUCUUCCGGCGACUGCAGCGAAGAUGACGGCAGUAUUUCUUACGGCGAUUACAGCGAAGAUGACGACCGUAGAAAUAGUAUUUUUUCCGGCGACUACAGCGAAGAUGACGGCUUUAGUGGUUGUAUGUCUUGCGGCGACUACAGCGAAGAUGACGGCUUUAGUGGUAGUAUUUCUUCCGACUACUGCAGCGAAGAUGACGGCAGUAUUUCUUCCGGCGACUUCAGCGAAGAUCCUCCACCGUCGAAGAAACAGGAAGUAAGUGAAGUUGAAGGACCCCUAGACGACUAUAUCAGUCAGUUGCCGGACGCAAUCCUUGUUCAGAUUCUCUCUCUUUUGCCUACGACAGAGGAGGCGUACGCGACAUGUGUUCUCUCAAAAAGGUGGCAGCAUCUCUGGACCUCUGUUUAUAACUUCUAUUUCAGUCAUAUUCGCGGGAAAUCAAAACGCUUCCUAUCAUUUGUGGACUAUGUGUUAGCUCAUUCCGUUGCUUCCAAAAUUAAAAAGUUUGAGAUCGACUGUAGUCGCCUGUUUAAAUACAAGUCCCAAAUCGGCCGAUGGCUUAGUUUUGCUGUUGACAAAAAUGUGGAAGAUGCUAUAAUAUAUUCUGAUUCUCACGUUUGCAUAUUGCCUGAAUCUUUCUUCACCUGUUCGUCGUUGAUAACGUUACAUCUUGUUGAUAGUUGCUUAGUUUCUGAUAUUGUCAUAGCGUGGAAGUCUCUAACGAGCAUCAAGUUGGAGGAUAUGGUGGUAGUGGAUGCCGAAAUUGUGAACAUACUCUCAGGGUGUCCUUCUCUGGAAACUAUUGUAUUUCAUAAGGUUGGGGGCUUUCGUCGCCUCGAAAUUAAAUCUUCAAAAGUGAAAAGCCUGGCAUUGGAAGGUUAUUGGCUAGAUGAAGGUUAUUGGCCGGAUGAUGAUGGAAGUGGAAGUAAUCGUUCCUUUGAAAUUUUUGCCCCGUAUCUUCAGCAUUUGGAGCUUUCAAAAGAUUUUUAUGAUUUCAGGUGUAGGCUUGUAGAUGUGUCCUCCUUGGUUGAUGCUAAGAUUACUUUCGACAUUAAAUGUUUCAAAGAACUUCGGGAUAAUCCUGAUCAAGAUUCUGAUGAUGAUGAGGAAGAAAGUUGUCAUGAUUUUCAUCAACGUUUUAAGACCCUCGUCCAAGAUUAUCUUCAACAGCUGAGAUGUGCAACCAGGUUAACAAUCGGAACUUGGUUCACUCAGGUCCUGUGCAUAUUGCAGUUCAAAGAGGUGCCAAUUCCAGAUUUGAAAUGCAAAUAUCUAGAGUUAGAGUUGCACUUGGAAAAGUUUAAUUUGUAUGGAGCAGCUUGGAUUUUGCGAGCCUCACCUCUUGUGGAGACAGUCGUCAUAGACGUUGAAAAUCAGCCUUUUGAUGAUUUCAGGUGUCGCUUUGAGUUUGAAUACUUGGAGAAAGGUGAUAACAUUGAUCUGCAGAGAUAUAUUUCAGGCUUUGUCUUUCCCAACCUAAAGAAUGUUAAGAUUGUCAUCUCUCCCGGGAUGUGCUUGGAGGAUCAUCUCGGAUGGGAAUAUAUCAGGAAGCUUGUCAAACUUUCAAACUUUCUGUUAAAGAAUGCACUGAUUUUGGAGAAGUUUGUCAUCGUAUCAAGCAGACGAAGGUGUGAGAUAUGUUAUACCAAAUGUGUGUCCCGAUAUUUAUCUCGAUUGGCUAAGAAGCUGUCAAAUUGCCCAAGAUCCUCCGCCAAUUCUGUGAUUAUCUUCCAGGAAUGAACUUUCUAUGACUUGACUGCAAGUAUUUCUGUCUCAGGGUACAAGAAUGUUUCCUUAUAUUAAGUUUCUGAUAAACUUAAUGCAAUCACGAAUCUUUAACUAAGCUAUUAACUAAUUACUGCCCUUUUGAACUUA